Messenger RNA from Monopterus albus (swamp eel), 5099 nucleotides. Its product is annotated as neurocan core protein-like. Gene Ontology annotation, cellular component: perineuronal net; synapse. The transcript is spliced from 21 exons. Gene Ontology annotation, molecular function: calcium ion binding; hyaluronic acid binding. The record is from RefSeq and is a predicted model, not a curated record. NCBI's taxonomy places the organism in Eukaryota, Metazoa, Chordata, Actinopteri, Synbranchiformes, Synbranchidae. Gene Ontology annotation, biological process: cell adhesion; positive regulation of neuroblast proliferation; skeletal system development. Bases 418 to 4038 code for a protein of 1206 amino acids.
CCGUCUGCCUGUCACCGCUUGCCUCUUUGUUCAAACUGAUUUUGCUUCUGUCCCUCAGUGUAGCUGCUGGCGAGGAGGUGGACGGAGGGAGCACCUUGUUGUGUGCGUGUGUGCGCGCGCGCAUCCAUUCCGAUAUCUGUGUGUGAGGAUGAACGGCGCACAGGCUGCUGCUCAGUGAGGAGAGGAUACUGCUGAAGAAGCAGUGAAAAGUCCAAGACGAGGAGCGCUUGUGCACACGCUCACCGCCAGUCCAUUCGGUCCCUGCGAAGCGCCGUUUCACCCUUGCUUCGUCGUUUGCCGUCUUUGCACCCUCUGGGAGCUUUGGAGAACACAUGCACUGAAGCGCAAGGCUAUCCGCGCACAUUCCGGAGGACUGCACCACCGAGACACAUCUCGUUUUGUCAGAUAAGGUCCAGGAUGGUGCUCACACAGUGUGCUGCUCAGCAGCAGAUCAUCUUUUCUCUGAUGCUGUUGUUCUCUUUAGGCCUGGGUGCAUCCUCCUCCAUAGUAAACAUGCGUAGGAUCACCCAUCCUACAGUAAGAGAAACACUGGCAGGCAAAGCCGUCCUCCCCUGUGUCUUCACCCUCCAGACCAUCUCCUCCAGCCAGCCUCCUCACCUUCUGUGGACUCACAUCAGGCUCCCAGCAGGAGGACAAGGUGCCCCUCUGGAGCAGACUGUGCUUUCAGCUAAAGGUGAUGUAAUCAAGGUGAAUAAGGCUUUCAGUGGCCGCGUCAUGCUGCCCGGGUACGCUGCCAAUCCUCUGAAUGCUACCAUGGAGCUCUCCAGUCUCCGAACCAGCGACUCAGGCACUUACCACUGUCAGGUUGUCAUGGGCAACGACUACGAGAGAGACACUGUGCCGCUGGUGGUCUCCGGUGUGGUGUUUCAUUACCAGGCUCCCAGUGCUCGUUACGUCUUCUCGUUUUCUGACGCACAGCGGGCGUGCCAGGAAAACUCCGCUCAGAUCGCCACACCAGCCCAGCUGUGGGCGGCGUACUACGACGGCUUUGCCAGCUGCGCAGCCGGCUGGUUGGAUGAUCAGACUGUCCGUUAUUCUGUCCAGCUGCCAGAGCUUGGUUGCUAUGGACACAAGGAGUACUCCGCUGGAGUGAGGAAUUAUGGGAAAAGGGACCCGAAAGAACUGUUUGAUGUGUACUGUUUUGCAAAAGAACUGGACGGUGAGGUGUUUCACUCCUCAGUCCCUGGCAGGCUGUCGCUGUCUUCAGCCUCAGACCGCUGUGUGUCCCUUGGGGGGCAGCUGGCCACGGUAGGGCAGCUUUAUCUGGCCUGGAGAGCCGGCCUAGACAGCUGCGCCCCAGGCUGGCUGUCUGAUGGCAGUAUCCGCUACCCAGUGACCUGGCCUCGCCCAGACUGCGGAGGGAGCCUGCCGGGAGUCCGCACCAUCACACCUAAUGGCACCAAUGACAAUGCCACAGCGCUAUAUGAUGCCUACUGCUACAGAGGUAAAGUGACGAAUACGGGCUUCAUCUCUCAGAUCUACACCUCCCUGUGGAAGCCCUGGAGCUACCUCACAGACUCAAGUGAAGCUGAGCCCACAGGGACAGAUAGUCCCGACCUGACUACACAGCAACCCACCACUACCAGAGGGCCCUCAGACAGCACUGAUGUUUCACCUUCCAACUGGACAGGAUUAGUUGAUCUUGAAGAGGAGGCCAGUCUUCACAGCACUGAUGACUCCAUAUCUGCUUGGUCCUCUGAGUCCUCUGGGUCCUAUGUGACUGUCCAGCUAAUCCCAGGGCAGAGCACCCUGGACUGGGGAGAGCCCCUGGAGCCUGGCCCUGACUCCGAGGAGUUUCUGCGACCCCCAGUUCACCCAACUCCUGCUGACAAGAAGGUGAUCUCAAAGAUUGUGAAAUCCAUCUGGAAGCCUUGGAACUACCUAGUGGGGAUGGGAGAUGAGGAGGGAACCCAAGCGCCAAGUGGAGAGGAGACAACCGCGGAAAAGACUAAUGAAAAACCAAAUCCGUCCAGAACGGCAUCACCAGUGCCCUCCAGUCCACCCCCAGCCAGUGAAGACUCCCCCACUCCUCUGGCAUCUACUCUAGUCCCCUAUAAUAUUUUUAUGACUACAGAGGAGGCCAAGAGCUUGGAGAAUUCAGAGACACACAUUCCCACCACCUCCAGCUCUGUGUCUGAAAUCACCUCACCCAGCAGGGAAACCUGGGUCCAGGUUGAAGUGGAGACCACAACCCAGCUGGGUGGUAAAAGGGAGGAGACUGUGACCUCCAGAGCCAGCGGUCGAGGAGGCAGAGGAAGGGGGAAGAAGAACAGAGGGGAAGACAGAAGCAGAGGAGAAGAGAAGGGGAGAGGAGAGGAGAAGGAGAAAGGAGAAGACGAGGGUAGUGGAGAAGUCACUGGUGCAGAAGCAAAAGGGGAGAUACAAGUCUCACAACGACCUGUUGAAACAGGAAAACCCAGAGAAAGAUCCAGAGAGAGAUCUAGAGAGAGAGGCCACAGGAAAGGACAGUCUACCACCACCACCACAACUACCACUACCACUACAACUACCAGUCCUGUGGAGCCCUCAGUGAUGACAGCAGCUGGGUUAGACAGUGCUGACUUUUCUACAUCCAAAUUAUUGUUUGCUUUACCAGCAGACACCCCAACACCAUCUGUCUCACCAGAGGAGCUGUAUCAUACACCAUCCUUAUCUCCAUCCCCAUCACCAUCAAUCUCACCAUCCCUGUCCAUCUCAGCGUUUAUGUCCGUCUCUCAAUCAUUCCCAUCCGAGUCCCUGACUGAAUAUCAAACACCCUCCUCGCCCUCAUCUCUUCCUUCUUCCUCCACCCUAACUCCACCAACCUCCUCACCUUCCUCCCCUUCCCACCCCCCAUCGGUUGCAUCAGGAAACCCAGCUCCAUCUCCUCCCUCAGACAACCAGGACAGCGCCACUAACCUAACAUCACUUCACUGGGUCCCAGUGGAGAAUGCAACUCUGAACCAUUCUUUGGAUUAUCCUCCAUUAUUAUCGGGUCCCCCAGAUGAAGAGGAUCACACCUGGUCUCACUCUGUGGGGUCAGGGUCUCUGUUACCUGGCAACAUGGAGGAAGAAAGCAGCAGAGGGUCUAACAUCAGCGCUGCAACACUGGGCCCAACAGUCGAGGUGGAGCCCUGCGUGACUAACCCGUGUCUGCAUGGAGGAAAAUGCCUUCCUCAGGGAACGGGCUACAGCUGCUACUGCCCGCAAGGAUACACUGGGGAGAACUGUGAGAUUGACGUUGAUGACUGCCAGUCUGAGCCAUGCAAAAAUGGAGGCACUUGCAUCGACAAGAUUGAUUCAUUCCUCUGCCUUUGCCUUCCCAGCUACGGAGGAGACACAUGUGAGAAAGACAUAGAAGGUUGUGAGCAUGGUUGGAGGAAGUUCCACGGCCACUGUUACAGGUACUUUACCCACAGGCACACCUGGGAGGAUGCAGAGAAAGACUGCAGAGAGCACAGUGCCCACCUCAGUAGCGUCAUCUCGGCUACUGAGCAGGAGUUUAUCAACAGUCUGGGUCAUGACAACGCGUGGAUCGGGCUUAAUGACCGCACAGUGGAGGAGGACUUUCAGUGGACUGAUGGAAAUGAUUUGGUGUAUGAGAACUGGAGGGAGAGCCAGCCGGAUAACUUCUUUGCUGGUGGCGAAGACUGUGUGGUGACCAUUGCCCAUGAAGAUGGCAAGUGGAAUGACGUGCCUUGCAACUACAACCUGCCCUACAUCUGCAAGAAAGGCACAGUGUUGUGUGGGACGCCACCCACAGUGGAGAAUGCUCAUUUGAUGGGUCACAGGAAGUCACACUAUGACAUCCAUUCGGUGGUACGUUACCAGUGCUCUGAAGGCUUCUACCAGCGUCACAUCCCCACCGCUCGCUGCCGGGCUAAUGGGAGCUGGGAGAGACCCAGGCUCAUCUGCACAAAGUCCCGGCGAUCACACCGCUACAGGCGCCACCACCACAACCAGCACCAUGAACGGCGCAGCCACAGGAGACACAGAGAGGGACACAAGGCCAGAGAGGACACACACAGCUACUACUGAACCAAAUAAUACAUCUGCAAUGUCUAGGUGCUAACCACGGCCCAUAAAGAAAGACAGCAGUUCACAUCGCUCCCGUUUCCUUUCAGCCGUGCGCUCUGACGACUGAGGGCUUCUUACUCUAACAUACGUUUUUUUGCGCUAACCCCAUCACUGAGUUUGGGUGUUCUGAAGCUUCUUUGUUUUCACCCUGCUUUCUUUAACCGAGGUCCACACGAACACUAACUACAAGACUAACUCUUAUUAGCACCCACCCUCCCUAACAUAAAUCCUCCACCUGUCCAACAGCGUGUGAACAUGUGCGAGCGUACGCAUGUAAGAGAGAAAUGUAGAGAAGUGCUGAGUCACCUUUUUUUUUGUAAAAGUUUGCUUAUUCUACAUGAAAAACGACUUUUGUCCUUGUGUUCCGUUUACAAAGCACAGAUGUAAUUGAUGCAAGAUAGCAGUUAGUCCCUGGUAACCCUCAGCUUUUGUAUGUGUACUGUAGCUGUUACUUUCUCCUCUGAGCAGCAGUUUUGUUUUAUUCUACUGACAUGCUUUUUUCUAAUGUUCGCUAUGUUUUCGUGUAACACUACUAUUUAUUAUGAAACAUUUACUAGUGAACGUGUUGUUUUUUUUUACUUCAGUGAGCCGAUGUAACAUCAUUUUUCUAUACCGUUACAUAAGUCCAACAAUCGAUCAGUAACAAAAUUAACCAUUUGAUUGCCUCUAAUCUUUGUGUUGUAAAUAUUGUGGUGUUUGUGAUGGGCUGAUCCUUGAUCAAUAGCUGGACCUUGUCCAAUCAAAUAGACUCCCCCCAUGCACAUGAGCACUCACAGCUAAUGAAUACAUCCUACUGACACAAGAUAGUUGGAUGGGAUUAUACUCUGUUGAGAUAACCAUUUGAUUGUAUCUGAUUUGCUAAAUACUUUCAAUCUUUGCACGGCUAUAUUUACACAAUGGGUAGAAUGUCACUAUUCUUUGUCUUUGGUCCCUUUGAUAUUUGGUCAAUCAUCCACUUUUUUCGUGUUCUUAUGACUUUUUGUCCUGCUGUUGUAUUUCAUUCUUAAUAAAGUUUAAAAAUG